Quercus robur (English oak) is the source of this 4047-nucleotide messenger RNA. RefSeq lists its product as uncharacterized. The record is from RefSeq and is a predicted model, not a curated record. Gene Ontology annotation, molecular function: protein binding. The transcript is spliced from 7 exons. Bases 77 to 2014 code for a protein of 645 amino acids. Lineage: Eukaryota; Viridiplantae; Streptophyta; Magnoliopsida; Fagales; Fagaceae.
AAAGUCUCUAUUUUAUUCAGCACAAAACAAAAAUCCCAUCUCUUUCUCUAUUGAUCUCGCUCUCUCUCUCUCUCUCAUGGAUGAAGAAUUUAGCAAGUUUACGGAGCUCUAUAUUAGCCUUAUGAAGGGGGACAAGUCCGAAGUAAUUGAAAAAUAUGGAGAGUUGGGAACGACGCCUAGUGAGGCCUUCUCAAUUUCUGGAGAUAGCAUUCUCCACGUGGCAAUCUACAUGAGACAAGAGAGCAUCGCAAGAGAAAUCCUGAAAAGAUAUAAUCCACCACUGGAUCUGGGACAACAAAAUGCACUAGGGGAUACCGUUCUCCAUGAGGCUGCGGCAGCCAAUAUGACAAGCAUUGCGAAGGAUUUGUUAAUAUUAGCUCCAGAAUUGCUGUCAAUGCAAAAUCAUAAUGAGGAAACACCUCUCUUCACAGCAGCCCGCUUUGGCAGCACUGAAAUGUUCGAGCUUCUAGCUGAUUUAGUGGAAAAAAAACAACAGCCUAUUUAUCGCCAUUUGACCGAAAAGGAUGGAUCUACCCUUCUUCACAUGGCAAUUCUUGCUGAGUUCUUUGAUCUUGCGCUGAAAAUAGCCAUGAAGUAUCCAUACUUAAUUGAGAUAAAAAAUAAAAAUGGAAAUGGGAUGAAUGGACUCCAGCUCCUCUCAAAAAAUCCAUCAGCAUUCAAAAGUGGAAGGAAGUAUGGAUUACUCAAGACAUUCAUUUAUUAUUGCAUCCCUAGUAAAGACACCGAGGGGAAAGAAGAUAGUCUCCCACGAGGUAAUAGUGAAUUAGAUCCAAUGCACACCGUUCAUCCGCGUUUCUACUCCACAGUUAUACGCAUACUAACUUCAGUGGCAGGGAGGACAAACAUGUCAAUCUGGAGAUUUCUGCGUCAAGUGUGGCCAAUGAUGGAAAGAAUAUAUAAAGCAAAGAAAAGGCAUGAAUCAGCUUUCAAACUCGCCAAGUUUCUAAUAGAAAAAGAUCAUUCGUGGAUGCGAAGUAGUAAAAAAGAAGGCCUCAGUAACAUCAAUCCAAAUGGUGAAGAAAUACCCCCGAAGCCAGAAAAUCUCAAAGGGAUUACUCUUACACCGUUGCUUAUGGCAACAAGCACAGGAAUAAAAGAAAUUGUCGAGGAGAUUCUUACUGUGUAUCCCCAGGCGGUUGAUCACGUAACUCCUGAUGAGGGUUGGAACAUACUGCAUGUGGCCAUUAGCCAUCGUCAAUUGGAAAUCUUUCACGCUGUAAAGAAGAUGGAUAUACCAAUGACCAGGUUAGUUCGACGGAUUGAUGAGGAUGGGUACACCAUCUUGCACCAUGUUGGAGUCAUGAAGUAUUACACCGGGGGUACCCUGCCUGGUCCUGUUCUACAAUUGCAAGAAGAGCUGCAAUGGUUCGAGAGGGUGCUGAAGAUAAUACCCUCCCAUUACGAGAUGCAUCGUUGCAAUACCACUCAUCAAAUCCCUCAAAGCGCUGAAGCUGCUCAAGAUAAGUGCUACCAAGAAUUCCAUGCACGAAUUUUCAAGGAGGUACAAGAAUAUCUAAAACGGACCUCUCAAAAGAAUGAAGCCUCUCAAACCCUUCAAACCGCUCGAGAGUUCUUCGAACAAACCCAUGUAGAACUUCUAAAGGAGGCACAAGAAUGGCUGAAACGAACCUCUGAGGCUUGCUCUGCUGUUGCUGUUCUCAUUGCCACUGUUGCAUUUGCAGCUGCUUACACAGUCCCCGGAGGUUCCAAUCAGGAGACUGGGGUUCCCAUUCUACUACACGAUCCUUUCUUCUUGGUUUUCACAGUCAUGGACGUUCUCUCACUUGCAAGCUCAUUGACUUCUGUUGUCAUUGGCAGUUACCAUGCUUGCAUUUGCGGCAACAAUUAUACUCAUCAUUCAUUUGAAGAAACGGUGGACUACUACGCUCAUUUAUACUGCAGCAUUUCUUCCGGUCUCGGUUUUCGCAUUGUUGCAGUUCCCUCUGUAUGUUGCGUUUAUGAGUACAGUGAGGUUCUCUUGGAAAGUGAUUAGGAGCGUUCUUCCUUGCCGUUUCCUCCCAAGUCGGUUUAAGAACACUACUACGGGCUCCUUUUACAAGAUCCUCUGAAAUUCCAUAUGGAGUUUUCUCUCAUAUUUCGACUUUAACAAUUAGCCAAUACAUUUUCCUCAAAAAAAAAAAAUAUAUAUAUAUAUAUAUAUAUAUAUGUUAGCCAAUACCUCGUCAUAAGUCAAUUUCUUAUUGUGUGCUUUUGAGUAUUAGAAAAUUUUAGAACUACAACACAUUUUAUUACAAAAACUCAUAUAUUAAGGUAAUAAAGAAUGUGAUUGGCGCUACUUUGACAAUAUAUUAAACAAGCAUUGAAUUACUUUUUCCAUGAUUUAAUUUGUGGCAUCAAUUUGUACAAGGCUAUUUUUGUGCAUGUGAGCAUUUAAUCUUUUGACAUAAGGAAUACGACCUUUAUAUGUUUAUAUUGUAUUUGCAAUUUAAACUUAUAUUGUAAACACAAAAAAUGAUAAAUGUUAUGAUGAAGCUCAAAAUCAAUCUCGUGAGUAUGCAUCUCGUCGGUGCCAAUGGACGAGCUUUGGUACAUGUAGAGAGAACAAGAGAUAGAAAUAAAGGACACCAGGGUGGCACCAGUCAAAUACCCUUUGAUGCUAAGUCAAAUAAACUCUAGUAUAUGCCCUGUAAUUGAAUGUUUCUUAGCCUUUUUACUUGAGCUUGUUGGCUUUAUAUAGCCUAGCCUUGAGUUAAUACAUUUGCCCGUUGCACCUAAGUGAUUUAUGGCAUUGAUGGCAAUGAAGUCCCUCAAUGAAUAGGGGUUUGUAACACCUAAACGGCUCAUUAAGGCCAUUGUAAUGGCUCUUCUAGAAUUUUCCCAUCAUUAAAAGGUUUAAUGGAGUUUAUUUUUGUCUUUAAUGUGCCUGUUUCUAUCUUUCCCACUAUCAAUCAGGAUGUGCUGACGGUUGUCCAUACUGAUGGACGACUUAUUUACUCACAUAUUCGUCAUGUUAUAUAAAUUUGUAAAAAGUGAUAAAUAUUAUAUACUUUUUCACUUUUGUUUUUUCUUAGAUCGUGUAUUAAACAGAUUGAAAUGGAUUGUUUCAUGUCAACUCGAUUAAUAAAUAGGGGGUUAAGAGAUUUUGAAACAACUUUUAAAUGGGUUAGGUUAACGUUGAGAUAAGUAUCCAAAUACUUUUUGAUGAAGUGCAAAUUGUCAGUCUUUUUAAGUGCGACCGGAUGGAGUUGAGUCCCCAGCUGCGUCCCUGCAAAUAUAGUAAGAUGGCUCCAUCAAGGUGGUCACCAGUGUAGUGCCUGCCACAACAUCUCCAAUGCCAAAGUUAGUAUAAGGAAACCUUUAGAGAAUAACACAGAAUAUCAAAGUGAUUAUGAGUGCUUUUAGGUGUGUCUAUGUACCUUGUGUUGGUGCUGUGAGGGCUUUAUAUAUGUUUCCACAGCCCCUAGCCGUUGUGGUUAUUAUUGUGGUUUUAAUGCCUCUAUUGAUAACGCUUCAUGCUCAGUAAUGUGGGCUUUGAUGGGCUUCCAACGGUCUACACAGCUGAUUUUGUAACCGUUCAAGGCGUCAUUAACUGCAUUGAAUAGCUUCCCUACUUUCGUCAGUGAUGUGGAUAUAUUGACGAAGAUAUUUGGAUUGCUCAUCUACGAAAGAGAGAUCGUCAGUCCUAUCAGUUGCCCCCCAGGCUCUGUGGUCGUCCGUGUAGUGAUGAUCACUAAAAGGCGAAAGGUUUUUUUUGACAUGUCUCUUGGGAUUUCCCUCCGUAUUCAAUGUGCAAUGGCGUCGCUGGGUGUGUUGUGGCCACAUGGCGUAACUUGAGGGGUGAUUUUAAUGCUCCACUUCGUAUGACUCUCGGUUUUCUCGCUGUUUUUUCAGUUUUCUGUGCUUAGCUUUUUAAACUUCCUUCCUCCUCUUUUUUCCUCACUUUUCACUUUCCCUUUUGCUCUGUGCUUUCCGAGUUGCCAUUGCUGUUCUUGUGCUGCCAUUGUUGUUGUGAAUCUCUGCGUUUUGCUCUCUCUCUCUAGCACUUUUGAGGUAUGGCCUCUUUCU